Messenger RNA from Bemisia tabaci, 4885 nucleotides. NCBI's taxonomy places the organism in Eukaryota, Metazoa, Arthropoda, Insecta, Hemiptera, Aleyrodidae. The record is from RefSeq and is a predicted model, not a curated record.
CGCGCGCGUGGACCCCUGCGAGUGUCCGAGCGCUCGCUGGCGCGCGCGGGUUUCUUGCCGCGUUUUGCUAAAUGCUCCCAACGUUUCCAUGUUUUCGCGCAUGGUUGCGUCGCAUCAGUAUCGCUCGCCGCGCCUCAGUUGAUAACAUUAUGGCUAUGGAGGCGAUCCGAAUCGCCCACUGUUUCGUGCUUGUGAAUCACGUGGUUGUGUUAGUGCACGCUUUUGGAUCUCUGCUCGACUUAGGAACUAACGAGUGUUUUGAACGAGUAGCCAUAGGUAAAAAAUUAAAUUUGAGCGAUAUUUCAAAAUCAGUAAUGUCAAAAAGUCUACGGCAAUGUGAUAUUGAGUGCGAACGAGAGAUGUGUAAUGCAUACGCUUUUGGGGUUACAGUUCAAGGAAACAGCACUUGUGAUAUCAGUGCGAAACUACCACAAACAAUACCUAUUGACGAUCCUGAAUACGACCUGUUCGUGAAAAUUUAUGAGUGCCAAAAUAUGACAACAUGCUUCAGGAGACUGGUGACGGGCCGACGUCUGGCCGACAGAUUCAUCCGCAGAGUGCUCCCAUGUGACGCCUUGCGUCACUGCCAACUCGCCUGUGCCAUCGAGAAGGAGUUCGUCUGCGAGGGCUUCAAUUUCAGGUUUGAGCCGACGGGAGAGUCCCUCGGGAGCUGCCAGCUGACCUCCUACCCAGCAGACCACUUGGACCUGAGCCAGGACUUCAACUCGGACCUGGCCUACGACUUCUUCGAGCGCGACCGCAAUGCUGGACCCGGCUGCAACGGCUGGAGCAUCGGCGGCCCGUCCCAGUGGGGGAGCAAGGGCCCCUACCUGCCCCCCAAAUUUGACCCUCACGCUGGUGGCGGGAUCCCCUACGGCUGGAACAAGCCGGCGCCGCACUACCCCCUCGCACCCCCCAACGAGCUGCCGGGAGUCUACGGUGGCGGCAAGAUCGAUCACAUUUACAAGGGCCAACCGCACCACUCCGUCACCGAAGGGCUGACCCCUCCUUUCGCCCUCCCUAACGUCCCGCUCACCGAUGAGUGUUUUAUGCGAGCGCGGAGUGGGUUCCGACUGGAAAGAUCCAUCAUUGUCAUGUCCCUGAAUGCACCGACCUUAUACGACUGCGAAUUCCAUUGCGCCAAUGAGAGGAAGUUCACUUGUAAUAUAUUCGGAUUUAGGUAUAGUGCCAAUGCAGCCACAGAUAACUGCCAACUGGGUGAGAGGACGAUUAGACAAAUUGACUUGUACAGCGAUUUAGUUCCAGACAGAGACUACGAUGUCUACGUUAGAAAUGAGUUGGGACGGCCUGGAUGUCAACCUACUAAAACAUUUGACAGUGAUUGUUUCGAGCGCCUCCGAAGUGGGCUCCGACUUGAAGGAGUUGUGGUCAAGUUCACGAUCAGUACUCAAACUCUGAGCGAAUGCCAGCUUGUGUGCCUUCACAUAAAGCACUUCACCUGUCGAGCUCUAAGUUACAGGUAUGGGUCACCAACCAUCGGUAGCCCGGCAGACAACUGCAUCCUGACGGACUGGCCGAUGACCGAGCUGGACCCCACAAAACACUUCGUCGACGACGCAGGUUACGAGCUCUACCACCGAGCCAGCUACGGCCAUGGCUGCGAGCUUGACCGGUGGCCUUUCCUCUCCCCCGCCUUCCCCACAAUCCCUACCCCCGAGGGCCCUGCCGGCGGAUACCCCACACCACGACCCCCCUUCGGCGGCUACCCUCACCACCCCAGAUACCCACCACCCUCCGGCCCCCCGACCGGCAGCUACCCCCCGCCGGCCAGCCCGCCCUCGGAUGGGGGCUACCCUGCGGCUGGACCCCCUCCUGGAGGCUUCCCCCAUGGUUUUCCCCAUGGUGGAGGCGGGCAUUAUCCUCCCGACGGUGCCGGUCCCCCUUACUUACCCCCGACAGAUCACAAGCCGCCGCUGUGGCCGUCGUACCCGCCACCGAAGGGUGGCUCUUAUCCUCCUCCAAACUACCCUCCUGCUUACUUGCCCCCCAAAAAGCCUAUCGACAGGCCGACGAUUUUUUCCACGCCUGGUUUUAUUCCCAACCCUCCGACUUAUGGACUUGGUGGUUACCUGCCUCCUUCGUCCUAUGGGCCAACGCCGCAUAUUCCACGACCGACGGAUCAAAUAUGUUACAUUAGCUAUGGGACUCCAGCUCGCCUGCUUCCUGCCGCCGUCAAGACUUCUUUGAUAGUCCCCUCCGAACUGGAUUGCAAAGCUGAAUGCAGUCGCGUCCGAGAAAAAUCACAAUUCAGAUGUGCCUCCUUGAGUUAUAGGUCCGGAAACUGCGAGCUGAGCGACAUCGAGCUGCGAGACCUGAGGCCGGACGUGGAUUUCGCAAAGGACGAGCACUACUGGCUCCACUCCUGGGACUUCACCGACGCCCGCUGCUACGUCCCGCCGGCCGGCAAGAUCCCCUACCCCGGCGCCGGAGGGGGCGGCGGCGGCGGCGGCUACGGGGGGGCCGCCGGCCCCGGCGUUUACAUAAACAUUGAUAGAGGCGAAAGUACUUGGCAGCGAUUUACGGUGACAGGUCGGCCGUGUAAAGCAGGCACUUUCUGCACAGAGAACUUGGACGUUGGGGUCUGGUCAUGUCCUGUGGAUGACGGAGAUUGGGAUUACUGCUGCAGGGCUGGGCAUCAUUGCGGUUAUUCCGAAGGAUACAAUUACCCGUGGUGCUACGUGGGAAGCCUAAGUCGCACCCAAUGGCGGCCGUGCAGCAACUUCUACUUCCCAUACCAACCCUCAAACCGUCCGCUCCACUGGCCGGUGGCCUAUCUCCACCGCGAGGGCCCACCGAACAUAACCAUGGGCCACCAGCCCUCCAUCGUCGACAGCUUCCUCAACUCGCUCAAAUACGAGCACACCCGAAAACUGGGCGACUUGAACGGAACGGACGCCAACAACACCACAACACCACCCACCUUCGAGGUGGUCGACGUCAAACUCAUCCCGGAAGCGGAACCGAGCACCAAACCCAAAGACGAUCAGUCCGAGGCCCAAUCGGGGCACUUCACCAAAUACGCGGCCCCAAACGAAACCCUGAACACCAAAAACUAUCAAAAGUUCACUCUAACGCCCAACUCCAGAGACGGGUCCUAUUUUUACAAACACACAGCCCCCAACGAGACCUUGAACCGGUUAGCAUACCUACACCCUCACUCAAACGCGACUUCAAACACCAAGGAUCAAUAUUACAAAACCAUGGGCCCCACGGGUUUCUCGAACACUAACACCGUGGGCCCUACCGCUUCCUCAAACAACCAUAAUACCGUAGGCCCCACGAAUUCCUUCAACACCAAGGACCACUUUUACAAUACCAUGGGCCUCAUGAACACCAAGGAUCGGUCACAAACGUCGAGGGCCCCGAAUGAAUCCUUGAACGAUAGGUUCAACACCAGGGACCACGCAGGGGCCCACUCCUCGCAUUUCCACCAUUUCGCGAAGGCGCCGAACGCGACGCUGAGUCCGGGCGUCGUGAAGAGGGACCCACCCCCGACGACGUCGGCCGUGGCCAAGGUGGAGAAGGUGGAGAAGCCCCUCGACGCCAUGACCAAGAUGUGGGCCUGGGGCCAGGCGAAAUACAACUCGAGUUCUAUGUCCAAAGAUCAGUUGCGGAUAUCGAAUCGAAUCGGGAGGACGUUCGAUAAUAGCUCGACUCCCGCCUCCGCAGCCUGAGAACUAACAGCGGUGAAGAAUGUCGAUUGCGGUGGCGUGGCGUGCGAUAUAUCGAUUGAUCUGCCGCUUAAACCUAUGGGACAGGAUCGAUAAACAGGGUGUUCGAAACGAAUACUUUAAUAAUCGAUUCUUUACCGUAGCUUCAAAUGAGGAAGUAUCGAUAAUCGAUUACUAACGCCUCGCCACUGGUUGGUUGUUGGAUUUGCUCUGCACAUAUUAGACGCUAGACAAUCGAAAUGAGGGGCUUGGAAGACAAGGCGCACAAGUGCAAUUUUUGCUAUUUUGAGAAAUGAGUGUGCGAAGUCUCGAAAUUACAUGGAUCUUUAUGGCGGAAAGAUAGUUCAAACUGGUUUUUUGAUGCUUAAAAAUUGGAAUUUCGGAGCGAAAUUUUCACAGAAUAUGCACUAAGUUUAACUUGACAGUUUAAUGUGAAUUCAUCAAUAUCUCAUUUUUUUUUAAAAACUGCACUUAUGUGCUUUGUCCUCCAAGCCCCUUAAAUGUGAUCCGUGCAAUCGAAAUAUGUGCAUGGUGAAUUCAACAAUUAAAUUAUUUUGUGUGAUGAUUUCAAUAUGACGUCAUUGAUGUAACUCUAACUUACAUGGUAAAACGAAGUGCGAAUCUUAUAAUUUUAUAUACCUACACUCAUCAGAAUGAUACUGACAGAAGUAUUGACGCAUUUACACAAAUACCUACACACUAAAUGAUAAUAAAUCUAAAAAUGUUAAGGUCAAUAUAUGGUUAGAUCUAUUGGCUUUCUUUGCGCCUUUAACAGGAAAUGACAAUACCAGAAUCAGAAGGAUAACGUUUACCAUCGCUUUGCGGCCAUGAUUGUUCAAUUCCUUCACUAGUAGCACUUCAAAGGUCAGUUCGAUUGGAACAACUAUUAACUGGGUCGGUUAUUUCUAUGACGUCAUUCUGAAACCAUCCGCAUAAAUUCCCCUGUGCCAAAAUCAAAUAAAUGACUAUGUAGGGAUUGAUGUUAUUUUAAAACUUUCUCGGAAGUACAUAGCCUGAUUUUGACUUUUUGUAUACGAACUUGUAGUAGACGUAAGUAGACGUAAUUUUUAUGAAAUGUGUAAAUUAUUGACUUGUAAAAAAAUGAAACGUUUGUUUUGAUAACUGAAGUGUAGAAAGUACCAAUUUAAUUUAUACAAAAUAGAAUUAAAAAAUUAGCAAAAUAUCGCGAUCAA